ACUCUUUUUGUCUUUAAUGCUAAGUCCCCUAGCUCACUGUCCAUUGCUCAACAUUUUAAGCUUAAUGCUAUUUGUUAUCUUAACAGACUUAACUUGAUGCAGAACGAGAGAGAGGGCUUAGCACAUUGUCCAAUGAGAUAGAUGUCAAUGUCAAAAUGCUAUAUAACAUUAACAACUCAGAAGUCCAUUUAUUUGUUAGCAGUUGAAAUAUUGGCACCAAUGUCAAUAAUUGUGAUGGAGGUAGAGGGAGAUAUCUCAAUACCCGCAUACCCAUUAGGACUUUUGGACUAGUGGGUGGGUUUUUGUUGACUUUGCUUAUUAUAUGAAAGAGGUUUUGAAGUGAGCCAAUAUUUGUCCCGCUGCAAGAAAUGGAGUCGAAGGAAUUAAUGUCUUCAAGGCAUAAGCGCUCUAAAAGUGAUUCUGUGAAGAAAAUGAAGGAGGAGAUCUUGGGUCCUUCUGAAUCUUUUCGGCGUCUUAACUUGGACCUGGGCAAAGCCAAGGGUAACCCUGAUGUCAAAAGGAAACCAGACCCCAUUACUGUGGUCCAAAGCUCUUUGAAUCAGGAGAUAUUGCAACUUGAGAGACGGCUAAAGGAUCAAAUGGAGGUUCGUGGUGCUUUAGAGAAAGCAUUGGGAUAUAACAGGCCUUCUGGCAUUGAUUCUUACGAUAGUUUUAUGCCCAAGCCUACCAAAGAGCUGAUAAAGGAGAUUGCAGUGUUAGAGGUCGAGGUGGUGUAUCUAGAACAGUAUCUACUAUCGCUCUACCGAAGAGCUUUUGACCAACAAAUAUCUACUUUAUCUCCUACCACUCCUAAAGAGAAAGCGAGAUGUCCGCCAACUUCCCUACAAAGGAAGCUAUUUCACGAGGAUUCAAAUAUUGACACCUCAUCAGAUAGAGCUAAGUUGAGUCAGAUGCCAAAGCUUCGAAAACCAGUCGUAGAACAAGUAGACGAUCCUUGCUCAGAAAAACUAACAGGCCCUGGGGUUCACCGUUGCCAGUCUGCUUUGUCUCAUCGUGCAGUUUACUCAGCUAGAAUAUCACCUUCAGAAGACAGCUUAGCUAGAGCUCUUCAAACAUGCCACUCUCAACCCUUGAAUUUUAUUGAGGAUGGACAUUGUUCUACUUCAGGGGUGAUAAGCUUAGCAGAAUAUCUUGGUACCAAUAUUGCCGAUCACAUACCUGAUACACCCAAUAGAAUUUCUGAAGAUAUGGUUCGGUGCAUGGGUUCCAUAUAUUGCAAGCUUGCGGACCCUCCACUUAUUCAGUAUUGUAUCCCAUCUUCUCCGACUUCAUCCUUCUCAUCAAUGAGUGCUCUCUCUCCUCAGUACCUCGGAGAUAUGUGGAGUCCUAGUUGUACAAAAGAAUCCACUCUUGAUUCACGGUUAAUAAAUCCGUUUCGGGUGGAAGGAAUAAAAGAGUUCAGUGGACCCUAUAAUGCAAUGGUGGAAGUGCCCUCAAUUUUCACAGACACUCAGAAAUUGAGUGAAGUUGAAGGCCUGCUGCAGAGUUAUAAGUCACUUGUUCACAGAUUGGAAACAGUUGAUCCGAGAAAGAUGAAGAAUGAGGAAAAGAUUGCUUUUUGGAUCAACAUACACAAUUCUUUGAUGAUGCAUGAACAUUUAGUUUAUGGUGUUCCACAGAAGAAUGCAAAAAAGUCAUCCUUACUCAUUCGGGCAUCAUGCGUCAUAGGUGGCCGAUCAAUAAGUGCAUAUACUAUACAGUGUUAUAUUCUUGGAUGCCGUACACAUUGUCCUAGUCAGUGGUUUCGAUCCUUACUUUCCCCAAGGAUGAGCCUGAAGGUAGGAGGUGAAUGGAGAGCCCACGCCAUCGAGCGCGCAGAGCCUCUCCUGCACUUUGCUCUUUGUUCAGGGAGCCAUUCUGAUCCUGCGGUCCGUGUAUAUUCAUGUAAGAGAGUGUUCCAACAACUGGAAACAGCAAAGGUAGAAUACAUUCGUGCAACCGUCGGUAUAAAAAACGAAGACAAAAUCCUCCUGCCAAAAAUCGUAGACUCUUAUUCGAAGGACAUAAACCUGAGUUCUCAAGGAAUCCCGGACAUGAUCAAGCGCCAUCUCCCUGAGACUCUGAAAAUGGCCAUAAAGAGAUGUCAACAAGGGAAAUCUCACAAAAUUAUUGAGUGGGUUCCCUAUAAUUUCACAUUCCGAUAUUUGCUCUCAAGAGAUUUGGCAAGUCCUCAGAUACUAUGAUGAUAUAGACGAUCAUAACUGUUUCCAAUAGAUUGGGGGGAGUAGGAGAUAAGUUACCGAUUAUUCUUUUGGUUUUUAACUUUUGUUUUGUACAAAAUGAGCUGGUAAUUAGCAUAUAAAGGCUGACUACUUCACUGUAUUUUAUGUAGAUCAUCCGAGUGGUUUGCUAAUUUUUGGUGUAAUUAUGGUGUGAAUAAUCGAAUCUUGUUCAAUUGCUUAUAUGAUGUUAAUUUUACCGGGAAGCGAUCAACUCUGUCA
Messenger RNA from Asparagus officinalis (garden asparagus), 2462 nucleotides. RefSeq lists its product as uncharacterized. NCBI's taxonomy places the organism in Eukaryota, Viridiplantae, Streptophyta, Magnoliopsida, Asparagales, Asparagaceae. The transcript is spliced from 12 exons. The coding region runs from base 369 to 2204 and encodes 611 amino acids. The record is from RefSeq and is a predicted model, not a curated record.